This is a messenger RNA of Rubroshorea leprosula, 3045 nucleotides long. NCBI's taxonomy places the organism in Eukaryota, Viridiplantae, Streptophyta, Magnoliopsida, Malvales, Dipterocarpaceae. The record is from the annotation of a GenBank genome assembly.
AAUUGGUGUUCUUGUGAAGUUAAGACCAUUGCUAAAGCAAAGGGAUCUCAGAAGCUGUAGCUAUUUUCAUCAUGGCCAGCAAUUCAAAUUCAUUGAAUUUGUCCCAAUCCUUGGUGCCCAUAUUCAAUGGAGAAAACAAUGUUUUUUGGAGUAUUAAAAUGAAGACCUUUUUUGUCUCACAAGAUUUGUGGGAUCUUGUGGAGAAUGGGUUUGUUGAAACCGAGAAGUCACCAGCAGCAAAGGUGAAAGAUCUUCGGAAGAAGGACGCAAAGUCAUUGCUUAUAUUGCAACAAGCGGUAACUGACUCAAUCUUUCCUCGGAUUGCAAAUGCCACAAAGUCAAAGGAAGCUUGGACCAUUCUGAAUCAAGAAUUUUAUGGAGAUGACAAGGUAACAAUUGUGAAACUUCAAACUCUGCGUAAAGAAUUUGAAAACUUAUGCAUGAAAGGAAGUGAGUCAGUUCAAGAUUUCAUUAAUAGAGUUUCUGUCAUUAUUCAUCAAUUGAAAACUUAUGGUGAUCAAGUUGAUGAUCGUAAGGUUGUUGAGAAGGUUUUGAGGUGUCUACCAUCUAAGUUCGAUCAUGUUGUAGCUGCUAUUGAAGAGUCAAAGGAUUUCUUUGUUUAUUCUCUUAAUCAAUUGAUGGGCUCACUUUUAGCACAUGAAGAGAGAAUGAACAGGUUUGCGAAGAAGAACAUGGAGCAAGCCUUUCAAACAAAGGUAGAGAUCUCUAGCCAGGAGAAAAAUGAUCACAGAGGCUCUACUAGUAGAGGAAGAGGUGUUAGAAGCCUUUUUCGGAAUAUCGAUGAGACAGUGAAGCUGAAAGUUCGGCUUGGAGAUAAUAAGCAGGUGCAAAUUGAAGGCAAGGGAACAAUUGCAAUUAGAACCAAGUCAAGUAUCGAAAAGUUGAUUCAUGAUGUUUAUUACAUACCUAACUUGGCACAUAAUUUGCUUAGUGUGGGUCAGUUGGUAGAGAAUGGGUAUUUAGUUGAAUUUCAUGAUGGCUUGUGUGAAAUCAAGUGCAGUAAAUCUAAUAUGUCUCUUGCUAAGAUUCCCAUGGCUAAAAAUAAAAUAUUUCCACUUGAGAUCUCAUGUUUGAAUGAUCUUGCACUUGUUGCAAAUGUUAAAGAUGACUCCAAGUUAUGGCAUAUGAGAUAUGAGCAUUUGCAUUUUAAUGGGUUGAAAUUAUUGAGUCAAAAAAAGAUGGUUUAUGGCUUGCUCUCUAUUGUUCCUAUUGAUGAUGUUUGUGAAGGUUGUGUUUAUGGGAAGCAGCACAGAAAUGCAUUUCCAGUUGGGAAAGCAUGGAGAGCAAAGGAGCCUUUGGAGUUAGUACAUGUUGACAUUUGUGGGCCAAUGAGAAAUUUGUCUUUGAACAAGAGCAAAUAUUUUUUAUUGUUCACUGACGAUUUUUCUCGUAUGAGUUGGGUAUUUUUUCUUGUUCAUAAGUCAGAAGCUCUUGAAAAAUUUCAGGAAUUCAAAGCUUUUGCAGAGAAAGAAUGUGGCCAUCAAAUAAAAAUUCUUCGAACCAAUAAGGGAGGAGAAUUUUUAUCUAAUGAGUUCGGUAGUUUCUGCAAGCAAAAUGGGAUCAAGAGACAACUUACUGCUGAAGCAGUUGCUACUGCUGUACAUAUUCUCAACAUUUCUCCAAUAAAGAACAGUGCAUGGGAGUGGAAUGAAGGAAAGAUUCAGCACUUGUCCUGUGAAGAAAGUGAAUCCAAUGAGCCACAAGCAGAGGAGAUGGAAGUUGGACAACAAUCUUCUCCUACACUAAGUUCUCCAACAAUGUCACCACAAUCUGCUCUAACUCCUCAACCUCGAAGGAUGUUCACUAGAAGCAUGUCUGGUGCUAUUCUUAGGAAGGAAAAACCUUGGCAGCAAGUUUAUGACCCAGAUACUUAUGCACUUCUGGUGGCAAAACCUACUUGCUAUGAUGAGGCAUAUGGAAAACAGGAAUGGGAAAAUUCCAUGAAAAAGGAGAUAGAUUCAAUUGAGAAGAACAACACUUGGGAGCUUGUAGAUAAACCAAAGGGGAAGACUCCAAUUGGUGUGAAGUGGGUCUAUCGAGUGAAGUAUAAAGCAGAUGGGAGUGUGCAAAAAUACAAGGCAAGACUUGUGGCCAAAGGCUAUGUGCAGGAACAUGGUAUUGAUUUCCUUGAAACUUUUUCUCCUGUUACUAGAUUUGAGACUGUUAGAUUGGUGAUAGCAUUAGCAGCUCAGAUGAAAUGGAAGAUUUUUCAAUUUGAUGUUAAAUCUGCUUUCUUGAAUGGUUGGUUGGAAGAAGAUGUCUAUGUUGAGCAGCCUGAAGGAUUCAUUGUUCAAGGCAAAGAAGAAAAGGUGUACAAGCUCAAAAAAGCUCUUUACGGACUCAAGCAAGCGCCAAAAAGCACAAGCGGAUAUAUAUUUAAUCUUGGCUCGGGUGCUGUGUCUUGGAGUUCAAAAAAGCAAGAAUGCACUACAUUAUCUUCCUCUAAAGCAGAAUAUGUUGCUACUACAUCAGCUGCUUGUCAAGCAAUUUUGAUGCGAAGGAUUAUGAAAGAUUUGCAGCAAGUUCAACAAAAGGCAACAAAGAUCUUCUGUGACAACAAAGCAACAAUUUUAAUGACCAAGAAUCUAGUGUUUCAUGGAAGAACAAAACAUAUUGAGCUGCAUAAUCACUUUAUCCGAGGUGCUAUUGCAAAUGGAUUAAUUGCUUUGGAGUAUUGUUCAACAAGUGAUCAAGUCAUUGAGGGAUUUACCAAAGGACUCUGUUUUAGUAAAUUCAUGAAGUUCUGUAACUCACUUGGAGUUGCAGAGUUUGCAUCAAAGGGGGAUGUUGAAAACUGAUGCAAAAGUGGAUAUUGUCUUUAUCUAAUUUGUUAUUUAGUUUGAAUAAGUCUUCUUGAUUUUUCUUCAAAGGGUGGGGUAGUUGCUAUUUUUUAAGAUUAUUUGUUGAGUUAGUUUAGCUCAUAAUUUCAGUUAGAAUACAGUAUAUGGAUAUCAUGUUACAAUCUCACUACUUAGAUUUUCAGUAUAUAUUUGUAUGUUUUUUCAAUGAAUUCAAUAUUCAAAA